Molecule: messenger RNA, 1479 nt
Organism: Lichtheimia ornata
Lineage: Eukaryota; Fungi; Mucoromycota; Mucoromycetes; Mucorales; Lichtheimiaceae
Exons: 5
Coding region: 1-1479 (492 amino acids)
Biological process (GO): regulation of mRNA processing; protein phosphorylation; spliceosomal complex assembly
Molecular function (GO): protein kinase activity; ATP binding
Source: RefSeq, a predicted model, not a curated record
AUGAAUCCGACAGCUCCACAUCCCCCUAGGCCCUUGAAUGAUUAUGACAGCGGAAGCGACUAUUCAGAUGCGGAGUCGAUCCGAUCCGAUGACGAGGAGGACCUCGAAGAUUACAAAAAGGGCGGCUACCAUCCAGUGUCGAUUGGCGAUCGGUUUAGCAAUGAUCGGUACAUUGUGGUGCGUAAGCUCGGCUGGGGACAUUUCUCAACAGUGUGGUUAGCUUAUGAUACAGUUGCCGAGCGACAUGUUGCACUCAAGAUUGUCAAGUCAGCUGAGCAUUUUACAGAGAGUGCAUUGGAAGAGAUCAAGUUAUUGGAAGCUGUCAAGGUGUCGAAUCCGAAUGCAGUUGGAUGGCAACAUGUCGCACAGCUGUUGGAUCAUUUCUGGCACACGGGCCCAAAUGGGAAACAUGUUUGCAUGACAUUUGAAGUUCUUGGUGAAAGCUUGCUCUCCCUCAUCAAACGCUAUCGAUACAAGGGCAUCCCACCAUCCAUUGUCAAACGUAUCACCAAGCAAGUUCUUCUUGGCCUCGAUUAUUUACAUCGUGAAUGCAACAUCGUCCACACAGACAUCAAACCUGAGAAUGUAUUGGUUUGGAUACCGGAUGUUGAGUCCUAUCUGAAAAAGGAAACAGCAGAGAUUCUUUCACAGCACAUCAACAAACAACCAUCCAACACAACAACAACAUCAUCAGCACAUCAGGAACCAUUACUCAAAGGCAUCGACACCACCGGCAUGAGCAAAUCUCGCAAGAAAAGGUUAAAGAAAAAGAUCAAGCAAAAGGCUGCAAAGGAGGCUCAAACAGCACAAAAUGAAGGGAAUGGUGUCACCUUAGAAAGCAAAAUGGGUUCAAUGGCGAUUCAUCAUGAUAACGACAACAACAACAACAACAAUGAUACACCUAUCAUCCGAUCAGCAGUACUGGAUUUUGCAGCCAUCAUCCCCGAUAAUGGUGACCCAAGUCGAGUAUUUGAGGAUAUCGUCGUCAAGAUUGCAGACCUCGGCAAUGCCUGUUGGUUGGAAAGCGACAAUACACACAUUAUUCAAACACGACAAUAUCGUAGUCCAGAAGUCAUUGUUGGUGCCAGGUGGAAUGAUCGGGCCGACAUGUGGAGUAUGGCGGUGUUGGUGUUUGAGCUUCUCACAGGCGAGUUUUUAUUUGAUCCUCGUGCAGGGCUUAAAUAUGAUAAGGAUGAUGAUCAUUUGGCGCAAAUUAUUGAGUUGAUGCUACGUGUACCUCGGAGUCUUACUAUGGAUGGGGAAUUCUCCCGAGAGUUCUUUAACCGCAAAGGGGAAUUACGAAGGAUCAAAAAGCUGCGCUAUCGACGAUUAAGAGAUGUAUUGCAUGAUCAAUUCCAAAUGCCACCUGCCGAAGCUGAUGGAUUAAAUGAAUUCUUGUCACCCAUGCUGGAAGUGGAUGUGGCAAAACGGGCGUGCGCUCAGGACAUACUUCAGGCAAAAUGGUUAGCUGAACAAUAA